CAACAGGGUGAUAUGCCGUUAGUUUCUUAAACUUAUCAGUAAUACGAGUAAGGGGAAGGGCAUAUUUUCCCCCAAUUGUGGGAGUAAGCCAGUCAAACUUCCCCCUACUAUCCGGUUUACACGGAGUUCAUCUUGAUGAGAAUUCCAAUUUUCUUUUGAAUGAUGAAUGUGAUACUAGGGGCUCCACAGAUAAUAGUUUUGUCUGGGAAAUUUUACUUUAAAUAAGGUUUAUGAGUGAUGAAGUUGUAAAACUUCAGCACGGAAUGUGCCUUUAGACAUUUGUUUGUGUUGGUAUCUUAUAAUUACAAGAAUAAUGACGCAAUCUGAGGAUAUCGUCGUAGACGAGGAAGCAGUAAUUAAUGAACUUAGAAAAAGGAUGAAAAAUGAACUUCCUCCUAACAUAUACGAUGACACAUUAAUGUUACACAAUUUCUUAACAGCUCGGAACUUUAACUUGGAUCAAGCAGAGGCAAUGUUAAGGAAACAUCUUCAAUUUAGAAAAGAACUGCAACUAGAUCACAUAGUGAAGGACUACAAACCUCCAGAAGUUGUGGUAAAAUACAUGCCUCAAUCACAUCUAGGCAUCGACAAAGAAGGUCAUCUUAUUCGUUACUUACCUUUGGGGAAUGUUGACGGCAGAGGACUUUUUAGGAGUGCCAAUGCACACGAUGUUCUUAAGUUCUGUAUGCAGGUGAUACAAGGAGAUGUUGAAGAAAUGAAACGAAUAUCGACAAAGACAGGAAAAGUUGUAUCAAAAUGUGUUUAUAUCUAUAACCUGGAGCACAUGACGCUAGCCAAAGCAACUCAUAAAAAAUCUAUUGAAUAUUACUUACAAGGUCUAUCCAUAUUUCAAGAUAAUUUCCCUGAGAUCUUAAAAUCAGUAUACAUAGUAAAUGCUUCUGUUUAUUUCACGAUGGUAUUUAGCGUAGUACAAAGGAUGCUGUCUGGAUCCAUUUUGAGCAAAAUUCAUGUCUAUGGAACAGAUGGUUGGAAGGAAAAAUUACUGGAGAUCAUUCCAGACGAUGUCUUACCAGCAUUCCUUGGAGGAUCACGUACAGACCCAGAUGGAAACCCAUUUUGCAAUACCUUUGUUGAGCAUGCUGGAAUAAUACCAGAAAAAUAUUUCUUGAAUAAAAAUUUCAGUGAAUUACGAAAAAAGCCUGACGGUCGAAUUGUAACAGUUAACGCUCAUUCUGCUGUAGAAGUUCCAGUUUAUGUUGACAAUCCCAAAUCUGUUAUCAAGUUCGAAUUUGAAUCUUCCAAGCAGGACAUCUACUUCGGGUUGAAGUAUACAGAAUCCAAAGAAUCUAAGCAAGUUGAUGUCAUUCCCCUUCACAGGAUUGAGACGAAUUAUAAACCAGAAAAAAAAGUCUACAGGUGUAAUAAAGCUGGAACUUAUACAUUUGUUUUUGAUAACUCCAACAGUUGGUUCAAUGCUAAACAAGUCUACUACAAAAUAAAAGUGUUGAGCACAAAAGAGUUCGAGGGCUGUUGAGCAUUUAAUAGUAUGGUGGCCAUUGAAUAAAGUUAUUUUAUAUGAUUUUUUCUAAUGCAGGAGAUUAAUAUUUAAUGUAUUUGAUAUUUUUUAUGAAAGUGAAGAAGUUUGAAUGUAUUUGUAUGUACUUUGUAUGCAUUUUGUAAAUAAACAUAUAUUGAUAUUUUUAA
Molecule: messenger RNA, 1665 nt
Organism: Parasteatoda tepidariorum (common house spider)
Lineage: Eukaryota; Metazoa; Arthropoda; Arachnida; Araneae; Theridiidae
Product: SEC14-like protein 2
Cellular component (GO): cytoplasm
Source: RefSeq, a predicted model, not a curated record